Messenger RNA from Coffea arabica (coffee), 465 nucleotides. The record is from RefSeq and is a predicted model, not a curated record. Lineage: Eukaryota; Viridiplantae; Streptophyta; Magnoliopsida; Gentianales; Rubiaceae.
UCUUAUCCGCAAUUCACAAGUAGUGUCGUCAAUCAAGUUAGAACUUCAGUUGUUUACAAAGAAUAAUGGGUGUUGCGGUGCCUCGAAUUUUUCCUGCUAAGCAGAUCCUAAACAGAAUUCUUGCAAAUCCAGGAGGUACUACGAAAGUACCGAAAGGCCACUUUGCUGUUUAUGUAGGGGAAACUAGUUGGAAGAGAUAUGUGCUGCCGUUAUCCUACCUUAACCAUCCUUCAUCCCAGCACUUACUAAGCCAGGCUGAGGAAGAGUUUGGAUACCACCAUCCUAUGGGAGCUCUGACAAUUCCAUGCAAGGAAGAAACCUUCAUCAAUCUCACCUGUAACUUGUGUGGCCCUUAAGCAAGAAGAGAAGCUUAUAUAGCUUACUGAUGGGAGACUCGCAUCUUAGCAUUGCUAACCAGAAUCCUGUUCAACCCAAUUUUGCACAAAGGAGAACUAGAUUCUUUUU